GAGAAAUCCCAACCAUACUACUCCAGAGACCUGUCCCCUUCAAUUGCCCAUCCAAAGAGUCCUCCAAAUCUCCCACAACCCAAUGAAAACAAAAUCAACAACAAUGCCCCCCCGACCCCCCAAACCAACCGACUUCCCCUCCCACCUCACCCUAACAAUCACCCACCCCACCGCAGGCCCUCAGACCACCCAAACCACCACGAAAGACCCAAGCCCGAACCCAACAUCCCCAAACAUCCUCCUCCUCCUACACGGCCUGGGCGACACCGCCGCAAACUUCACCUCGUUCGCGCGCGCCCUCAACCUCCCCGAAACCACCGUCCUAACCCUGCAAGCCCCGCAGCCCCUCCCCUUCGACCUGGGCGGCUACCACUGGGGCGACGACGUGACAUUCACGCCGGCCGGGGAGCUGGACAUGGACGCCGGCUUUGCGCGGGCGGUGCGCACGAUCGUGCAGGAGGUUGUGCUGGGGACGCUGGUCCGGAAGUGCGGGUAUCAGGUGCGGGACGUGUUGGUGUUUGGGCUCGGGCAGGGGGGAAUGGUGGGAUUGGAGGUUGCGGAGGGGGUUGCUGCUGCUGUUGUUACUGCAGAACUCAAGGGUGACGAGGGUGAGGGGGGUAAAGGUGAGCGUGGUGAGAGGAAUGAUCGAUGGUUGUCGGGGGUGGUGUCGAUUGGGGCACCGUAUCCAUUGUCUGCAGUGAAGAAUACUACGACGACGCAGAAAAACCGGACGCCAGCUUUGCUAGUCGCCGGGAGGGAUUCCCUCGCCGUGACAGAGAGUGCGGUCCGCCGGACCAAAGAUCGGUUUGAGUUUGUCGAGGUCCAUCGGUAUGCGCGGAGGGGCGAUGGGAUGCCCAGGAGUCGCGAGGAGAUGUUGCCGAUUAUGCAGUUCUUGGCUAGGAGGUUGAAGAGUUGGAAGGGUGUGCCAGAGGGCAGUGUGGAGAUCUCUUGAAAACCAAAACCUCCUACAAGAAAAAAAACCCCCUCAAUGCUAAUGGAUGAGUGGGUGGGAUAUUACUCUCCAUACUGUGUGGUUCGGUUGUAUGACAUUCAUUGUUGAAGUCAUAGUGGUACAGUACAUUCG
Messenger RNA from Aspergillus saccharolyticus JOP 1030-1, 1084 nucleotides. RefSeq names its product alpha/beta hydrolase. NCBI's taxonomy places the organism in Eukaryota, Fungi, Ascomycota, Eurotiomycetes, Eurotiales, Aspergillaceae. Gene Ontology annotation, molecular function: carboxylic ester hydrolase activity; palmitoyl-(protein) hydrolase activity. Gene Ontology annotation, cellular component: cytoplasm. The transcript has a single exon. The coding region runs from base 104 to 952 and encodes 282 amino acids. The record is from RefSeq and is a predicted model, not a curated record. Gene Ontology annotation, biological process: protein depalmitoylation.